Aspergillus tanneri is the source of this 2376-nucleotide messenger RNA. It is a transcript of the gene MSC2, whose product is annotated as metal cation transporter MSC2. The coding region runs from base 1 to 2376 and encodes 791 amino acids. Gene Ontology annotation, biological process: zinc ion transport; transmembrane transport; intracellular zinc ion homeostasis. Lineage: Eukaryota; Fungi; Ascomycota; Eurotiomycetes; Eurotiales; Aspergillaceae. The transcript is spliced from 5 exons. The record is from RefSeq and is a predicted model, not a curated record. Gene Ontology annotation, cellular component: membrane; Golgi apparatus. Gene Ontology annotation, molecular function: zinc ion transmembrane transporter activity.
AUGUCAACGGAGGCCCCCGUAUCCGGUGUGGAUACGACCUCUCUGACGCCGCAUACUCGUGGACAUGGACAUGGACCCAGUCGCGGUCGCGGUCACUCUCGAUCCACUCGUUGGUCGCAUGGCCCUAUAUCCCAUUCAGUAUCAGCAUUGAAUGCAUCUACGAUUCAGUCGUCACCUGUAGUGGGCACGGAUACCCCCAAUGGCUCCGUGUCAAACACAACAUUUUACGGCCACCUACAUUCGCACUCGCACGGCUCUGUUCAUGAAAACGGGUGGGGAGGUAUGAGCCACGGUGGUGUGUUUCACACUCAUACAGCAAAACACAGCCAUUCGGAAAGUGUGCCGAGCUUUGUGCAUGACAAUGCCAUUGCAUCUUCGAGUUCCGAGUCAAACAGCACAAACGACGGCUUUGCCGGUUUUCUAGCAGCACUUCCGUGGAUUGCAACUUCGUGGUAUUAUCGGCGUUACGUGCAAUGGGAAUCACCAGCCCCGCCUCCCAGCGAUGUUGCGAGCGAAGAUAUCUUGGCCAGUUCCGGCACUAGGCAUUUGGACCAUACAAUGAGGAAAACUUGCUUUCUGGCGGCGGUAACGAUGAUCAUGCUUGGGGGCGCACAGCUAUUUCAAAUUGCCCAGCGUGGUGGUUCAGUGUUGACCUUCCCGAAAAUUGGUCCAAAUGAGGUUCGUACCUCGCUGGGCAAAACAUGCUCUGUUGCGCUGCCUAUUUAUGCAUCAUUGAAAGUCGGCGGAUUUCUUGUUGCCUUUGCUCUGCUGCUUGCAACAGCAUCUGGUCUUCCAACAAUUAUUCCUGGAACUAAUUCACAGUAUUGUAACCGGGGAAGGCUAAGUCAGAAAAAACUGACCUUGGGAGUUAUUCUAGCAGCCAUUGUAUUAAGCUAUUUGGGCCUGAACACUUCUUGGGACGCACACCCUCUCUUAGGCUACAUGUCACUAUGUUUGUCGAUAUUCAUCAUCCGUCCGCCAUUUAUGGGAUCUUCCUCCUCCACCGGCUCCGGAGCUGGGCUCGAUAUCUCUGCGUCUGAACACACCGUCCACUCAGUCUCGCAACACAAAGUUUCGACUCCCAGCUCAUCAGAUGUUAUUUCCCCGGACUAUUCAAUCCUCACAGCUACUUCCGGACUCCUUUUAGCCCUUGCAACUGCGCUGGUGUCUGGUGGUGUGUCACUUCAGGCCAUAGAUUUGUUUUAUUUACUUUCCACCGCCGGUGCAUUCACAGCCUGCUUAACCAACGAUGCAUCGCGAGUGAGCAACCUUAUCAUUCGUUACAGCGAGCCAUAUCCUCUUCUAUACAGCAUCCUGAAGGAGAGUGAUUCACGCCGCAUCUUCUAUUUUAUGAGUCUUAAUUUCGGCUUCAUGCUGGUCCAGCUGUCUUACGGCUUUCUUACUGGGUCGCUAGGUCUUCUAAGCGAUAGUAUCCACAUGUUCUUCGACUGCCUUGCACUUGUAGUUGGCCUAUGUGCGGCUGUUAUGAGCAAGUGGCCGCCAAGUGCUAGAUUUCCCUAUGGCUAUGGGAAGGUGGACACCCUAUCGGGUUUCGCAAAUGGUGUUUUCCUUAUGAUCAUCAGCAUUGAAAUUAUCUACGAAGCAGUAGAAAGGCUCUCGUCUGGCAGCCAGGUGAACCGCAUCGGCGAGCUUCUGGUCGUCAGCAUUGCCGGUCUCCUAGUAAAUCUUGUUGGCAUACUGGCAUUUGACCAUGGACACGCGCACGGACAUGAUCACGGCCAUCAUGGACACUCCCAUGGGAAUGAAAAUAUGCACGGUAUUUUCCUCCACAUUCUAGCCGAUACUCUAGGUUCUGUGGCCGUGGUUAUCUCCACUGUCUUAGUACAUUACUCUGGCUGGGCCGGGUACGAUCCCAUCGCGUCCUGCCUGAUUGCGAUUUUAAUCUUUGUGUCAGCUAUUCCGCUCGUGAGUAGUACAGCGAAGACCUUGCUUCUUACUCUUCCGGCAGAUGUGGAAUACAACGUCCGCGACACUCUGGGCGGCGUUAGUACCUUACGGGGUGUUGUGGGAUACACCGUGCCCAAGUUCUGGCUCGACGAUACGGCCGGUUCUGGGGAUGAUCAUCACCAUGGUCAUGGUCACAGCCAUGGCCAUAGCCAUAGUCAUUCCCAUAGUCAGCAUGACGAGCAGACUCAUAACCACUGCCAUGACCACCACGAGCACGAGCACGAGCACGAAAAACACAAUCCCAACGUUCUCGGUGUCAUUCAUGUGAUUGCUUCUCGCAGCGCGGAUCUCGAAGACGUCCGGCAACGAACGACCGACUUUCUUCAUGAGAAGAAUAUGGACAUUAUGGUCCAGGUUGAACGUGAGGGAGAUGGACGAUGCUGGUGCGGAGGUGGAAAUAAGACGUGA